Hippocampus comes (tiger tail seahorse) is the source of this 1065-nucleotide messenger RNA. It is a transcript of the gene tspan13b, whose product is annotated as tetraspanin 13b. Gene Ontology annotation, cellular component: membrane. The coding region runs from base 356 to 967 and encodes 203 amino acids. The transcript has 6 exons. The record is from RefSeq and is a predicted model, not a curated record. Lineage: Eukaryota; Metazoa; Chordata; Actinopteri; Syngnathiformes; Syngnathidae.
ACCGGGACACCGACGCUUCGGCUGUGGGAUUCGGCCCACUUGACUUUGGCUCCUAAAGCAUCUCUCAUCCAAACGUGUGCUUUUCGCGCGAUUUCGUCAGAGCGGCUCUUUAUUUUGAAAAGCAACGGCCCCGCUUCCGCGUUGUCUCUCUUUCUUUCUUAUUUCGGUCCCCCUCCCCCCACCUCUGACGGCGACGUGACGCUGACCGACGUUUCGAAGUCGGGCGUUGUGCCGGGCCGCAUCCCGUCGCUGCUGAAAUAUUCCCCGGAGAUUCCUUUUAUUAUUGAUCCAUCUCGAUUGGAAGCUUUUUUUUUUGUUUUGUGCUUGUUGUCCUGAACUGAUCUAUGGUGCCAAAAUGGGUUGCGCUGGAUUCACCUGCUCCAAACACUCCCUGUGCGCGCUCAACAUCCUCUACGUCAUGGUGAGCCUGCUGAUGAUCGCCAUGGCGGCCUGGGGCAAGUGGUUGGGCCUGGUCUCCAGUUUCCAGGUGGUGGGCGGAGUCACGGGAGUGGGCGUCUUCCUCUUCUUUGUCGCUCUGGCCGGCCUCCUGGGCGCCGUGAAGCACCACCAGGUCCUCCUCUUCUUCUACAUGAUCAUCCUGUUCAUGGUGUUUAUUGUGCAGUUGGCCCUUUCCAGCGCCUGUCUGGCCAUCAACAAAGAGCAGCAGGAUCAUCUGCUGGAGGUGGGCUGGAACAACUCCCACGGCGCCCAGAGGGACGUGGAAAAGAGCCUCAACUGCUGCGGCUUCCGUCACGUCGACCUCAACGCCACCUGUCAUGCCGCCUGUUUCCCCAAGCGCUCCUGUUUGCCGUGCGCCGAUAAGAUCCAGGCACACGCGGAUGAAGUCCUGCGUCUCGUAGGAGGGACCGGCCUCUUUUUCAGUUUGACCGAGAUUGUGGGCGUGUGGCUCACGUACCGCUUCAGGAACCAGAAGGACCCCCGAGCCAACCCCAGCGCCUUCCUGUGAUACGGACGCCGGCUGCGCUCUGGACCGCCCCUUCCUCCCUUUGGGCUUUGCCACUUCAAUGUCUGUGUGUGUGUGUGUGUGUGUGUGUGUGUGUGUGU